CUCUAUCAACCUCCAUAGAUUUCAACUCCGGCUCGUCGCUCCAGAAUUCGCCUGAUCGUCCGUUCACCCAAGUGGGGAUACCUGCUUAUGGAAGCUCAGCCUACCAGCCUGUUUUGUGGUUUUGGAUCUCGCUCGCCUGCCUGCUGUCUGCUACCACCUUUCAGUAGAGGAAAUCAUUUCCCCAGCUGCAGUCGUACCGUGUCGUCUUCAGGUUCUCUGAUCCUCAGAUAUGAACCCAAAUCCAGAUCCAGAUCUCACCAUCAUCCUGCUUGGAAAAGCAGGAGUUGGUAAAAGUGCUUCAGGAAACACCAUUCUUGGAAGACCAGUGUUUGAGUCGCAGCUGUCCUAUAAAUCAGCUACAAAACAAAUUCGUGAAGAAAGAGGAGAAGUGUUUGGGAAACAGAUCUCAGUGGUUGACACUCCGGGAAUAUUAAACACAGAGGAGGAGCUUAAACAGUUCUGCCAGCAGCUCCUGCAGUCCUCCAGACGUUGUCUGUUCCUGGUGGUGAUCAGAGUUGGACGGUUCACAGAGGAGGACCAGAAGGCUGUGAAGGCAGCUAUGGGAGUCCUUGGGCCUCGGGGGAUGAAAGCUACUUACCUGCUGUUCACUGGAGGUGAUGCUUUAAAGGACAUCAAGACACUGGAGGAGUUUAUCUUUGAAGAUGAUGAAGGUACACUUCCAGAUCUUGGUAAAAUGUUUGCGGGGGCGUAUCACCUCUUCAACAAUGAGAUUGAUGAUAAAGACCAAGUCAGAAAGCUGCUUCUGAAGUCAGGCCGCCUCAGGACCCAGAUCCGACCUGAUCCCCCAGCUGAUGCUUCUAGAGACAGGAGGAUCGUGCUGCUCGGUCUACCUGGAGGAGGGAAGACUUCAUCAGGAAACACCAUCCUGGGAUCAGAUCUGUUUGAAUCAGCUGGUGGUUUUGAUCCAGUCAGUACAGAGACCGUCUCUGGGUCAGCCACAGUGGGGGGUUGUAAGGUCACAGUGGUGAACACUCCAGGAUUCACUGAUAUACUUCUGUCUAAUAAACAGCUGUACCUGGAGGUCAUGAAGUCUAUAGUAGAGGCCAGUCCAGGACCACAUGCCUUCAUCAUCGUGGUCAGACUGGGCAGAAUCACAGCAGCAGACGUUAAACUGUUUGAGCUACUUCCUAAACUGUUUGACAGAAAUGCUCUUCAGUACUCCAUGGUGCUUUUCACUCAUGAAGACCAACUAGGCAGUCGGUCUAUUGAUCAGGAGAUCCAGUCCAACAUAGAUGUAAAAAAUCUGGUCUCCAUGUGUGGUGGUAGAUACUGUGUGUUUAACAACAAAGCCAGCAGAAGCAGAGAGCAGGUUAGAAAGUUCCUGAACACAGUAGAUGAGAUGGUCACAGCUAAUGGUGGACAGCACUACACCAAUGACAUGUUCAGGAUGGCUGAGACCUUCUUUAAGGAACAGAGGAACCUGUCAGGAGAGACAGCAGGAGAGACAGGUCUGUCAGGUAAGCCAGUUCCAUCAGGAGAGACAGGUCCAUCAGGCAGCAGAGAAGGCAGAAAUGUCUGGGAAAGAUUUAAGCUUUAUUUGCCACAUAAUGAAAAGGUCCCGAUUUUAAGUGCUGCAGGGGCUGCAGAGGCUGCAGGGGCUGUAGGGGCCGCAGUAGCUGCAGGGGCCGCAGGGCUUGCACAGGCUGCAGGGCCUGCAGUUGCCGCAGGUGCUUCACGAGUUGCAGAGGCCGCUGGGGCUGCAGGGGCUGUAGGGGCUGCAGUAGCUUCAGGGGCCGCAGGGCUUGCACAGGCUGCAGGGCCUGCAGUUGCCGCAGGUGCUUCACGAGUUGCAGAGGCCGCUGGGGCUGCAGGGGCUGUAGGGGCUGCAGUAGCUGCAGGGGCCGCAGGGCUUGCACAGGCUGCAGGGCCUGCAGUUGCCGCAGGUGCUUCACGAGUUGCAGAGGCCGCUGGGGCUGCAGGGGCUGUAGGGGCUGCAGUAGCUUCAGGGGCCGCAGGGCUUGCACAGGCUGCAGGGCCUGCAGUUGCCGCAGGAGCUUCACGGGUUGCAGAGGCCGCUGGGGCUGCAGUGGCUGUAGGGGCCGCAGGGCUUGCACAGGUUGCAGGGCCUGCAGUUGCUGCAGGAGCUUCACGGGUUGUAGAGGCUGCAGAGGCUGCAGGGGCUGUAGGGGUCGCAGUAGCUGCAGGGGCCGCAGGGCUUGCACAGGCUGCAGGGCCUGCAGUUGCCGCAGGAGCUUCACGGGUUGCACAGGCUGCAGUGCCUGCAGUUGCUGCAGGAGCUUCACGGGUUGCAGAGGCCACAGGGGCUGCAGUGGCAGCACGGGCCAAAGGGCUUGCACAGGCUGCAGGGGCUGCAGUGCCUGCAGUUGCUGCAAGAGCUUCACAGGUUGCACAGGCUGCAGUGCCUGCAUUUGCUGCAAGAGCUUCACGGGUUGCAGAGGCCAUAGGGCCUGCAGUGGCUGCAGUGGCUGCACGGGCCAAAGGUCUUGUACAGGCUGCAGGGGCUGCAGUUUCUGGGGCCACAAUUGCCGCAGUUGCCGCAGUGGCUGCAUGGGUUGGCCGGGCUGUUGGGUCUGGAGAGUCUAAACGGGCUGCACAGGCAGCAGGGGCUGCAGGGUCUGGAGAGUCUAAGUAGGCUGCACAGGCAGCAGGGGCUGC
Molecule: messenger RNA, 2637 nt
Organism: Micropterus dolomieu (smallmouth bass)
Lineage: Eukaryota; Metazoa; Chordata; Actinopteri; Centrarchiformes; Centrarchidae
Product: GTPase IMAP family member 8-like
Exons: 5
Coding region: 230-2614 (794 amino acids)
Molecular function (GO): GTP binding
Source: RefSeq, a predicted model, not a curated record